Molecule: messenger RNA, 654 nt
Organism: Aspergillus tanneri
Lineage: Eukaryota; Fungi; Ascomycota; Eurotiomycetes; Eurotiales; Aspergillaceae
Product: putative ubiquitin conjugating enzyme (UbcC)
Exons: 3
Coding region: 1-654 (217 amino acids)
Biological process (GO): proteasome-mediated ubiquitin-dependent protein catabolic process; protein polyubiquitination
Molecular function (GO): ubiquitin conjugating enzyme activity
Source: RefSeq, a predicted model, not a curated record
AUGGCAGAACGGAUUUUGAUGAACGAGUACAAGACUCUGGCAAAAGAACCAUGGAUGAAUAUUGAGUUGAACGAGGAGGAUAUCUUCAAGUGGACUAUCGGAUUGAUCGUGCUUAAUCCAGACUCCUUAUACUAUGGAGGCUAUUUCAAGGCUUCCAUGGAAUUCCCAAAGAACUACCCAUAUUCACCGCCUGAGUUCCGUUUCCUACGCCCCCUUUACCACCCAAAUAUCUACGAAGAUGGCAGACUUUGCAUCUCCAUCCUUCAUGCCCCAGGCGAAGACGAGAUGUCCGGCGAACUAGCCUCGGAGAGAUGGUCCCCCGCUCAACGAGUUGAAUCCGUUCUCAUUUCCAUUCUCUCGCUGCUGGACGAUGCCGAAGUAUCCUCGCCCGCGAACGUCGACGCCGGAGUGAUGCUGCGAAAGGAACCCGAGAAAUACAAAUCCAUCGUCCGAAGCAACGUGGAGGCGUCGAAGAGUGACAUUCCCGAGGAUUUCGUCAUGCCAACUCACCAGUCCACUGCAGCGAAGCCUGUUGAAAAGGAUGACUCGGACUUCUGGGCGGAGAGUGAUGCUGACGAUGACGUCUUCGGUGGAAGUGACUCGGACGAGGAUCUGAACGUCGAUGAUCAGGAUACCGGCAGCGAAGAAGAUUAA